Mesocestoides corti is the source of this 456-nucleotide messenger RNA. The record is from the annotation of a GenBank genome assembly. Lineage: Eukaryota; Metazoa; Platyhelminthes; Cestoda; Cyclophyllidea; Mesocestoididae.
GAGUUCGAGCAACCGAUUCCUGGAUUCGCACCAUCAGCUGCUGCUUCUCUGUCACCUGGCUGCAUCCUCCAAGCACAUCCCUCUUCUCAAACAAAGCAGGAGAUCGUUACAACACGCCACUGGUUUGAUUGCUCAACAACCGACUUCGAUCACGUCAACGACGAGCCCACAACCGACUCGCCCAUGGUCCGAUCUCUGCACAAUCUCAUUGAGUCGGCACGACUAGCCAAGACUACGUCGUCAUCGAACUCUGGUUCCAGUGGCCAGAGUGCUGGUGUGCGCUUUAUUGCGACGCUAGUUCACUCUCUGCUGACGCAUUAUCGACCACCCAGAUGGGCUGAUCUGCCGGAAGGUCUCCAAGCUAUGGAGCAUCUGAAGGACGCGCACAUGAUUACCCUGAGGCACCUUCUUUCCUGUGAACAGAGCUCGUGGGUUGCCAGAGAAGUGACAUGCUAG